UGAACUUCCGCCCUGACUCCGGUUUCGGUUUCUCUUCCUGUCCGCUGUGUUGAUGCGAGAGCUGUGAGUAAACAUGGCCGGGCUGGAGGUGUUGUACACCUGCGUGGCAGGCAGCGUCUCCUGUCCGCAGGACGCCGUGGUCUGUCUGGUCCACUGGGAGAUGAUCAAGAGCGGCUUCCGGUGUGUCGGCUCCGGGGACGAGCCUCGCAGCUCUGAUAAGAAGUCCGAGCUGCUGCCAGCUGACUGGAGCAGCAACAAGGAGCUGUACAGCCUGAGAUAUAAAGCCAACAGCUCUGACACCAACAUGCUGCUCAAAGCCAUCUCUGUGGACUCCACCUUGAUCUUCAACCUGAUGAACUGCAGCACGCAGCAGGUUUCAGACUUGACGGUGAACAUCAGUGAUCACGUGGACGCCGGCCAGCUGCACACGUUUGACAGCGCCUUCAAGGACGCGGACGGGCUGUCGGAGAUGGUGAGGAAGCAGCUGCUGCCCCCUCAGGACAAAGCGGCGGGACAGCGAGCUGAGACGAGGAGUCGCAGGGACGAGCAAGAGGAGGAGCAGAGAAGAAGAAGAGCGGAGGACAGCGACCCGCUCCGGAUCCCCAGCAGACACCCCCGUCAGCCUCACUGGCCGGACCCCAUGGUGCCCCCCUUCGCUGCAGGAGGGGCAGAUCUGGAUCCUUUCGGGUCUCGGGGCGGCGGUGGGAUGAUCGUGGACCCCCUGAGGUCGGGGUAUCCUCGCUCCGGCUUCGACCCGUCCAGCGGCAUCCCAGACAUCCUUCCUCCAGGAGCCGUCCCCCCGGGGGCCCGCUUCGACCCGUUUGGACCGGUCGGACGUCACAGACCAGGGCCGGAUCCGGACCACAUGCCUCCUCCGGGAUACGACGACAUGUUCAUGUAGAAGCUUCCCCUCGUCGGUCUGCUCCUCAUCCUCGCUUCACUUUCUUCCACUUCACAUUUUCCCUGCAUUACCAGAAGAAAAAAAUGUGUUUUUUUCUCGAGUGUUCAUGAAGCAAUAAAUAUGAUGUAGAAAUCUGUGUCUCACUUCAGAUUAAACAUUUUUUUAAAAA
Molecule: messenger RNA, 1070 nt
Organism: Salarias fasciatus (jewelled blenny)
Lineage: Eukaryota; Metazoa; Chordata; Actinopteri; Blenniiformes; Blenniidae
Gene: psmf1
Product: proteasome inhibitor subunit 1
Exons: 7
Coding region: 74-901 (275 amino acids)
Biological process (GO): proteasome-mediated ubiquitin-dependent protein catabolic process
Molecular function (GO): proteasome binding; endopeptidase inhibitor activity
Source: RefSeq, a predicted model, not a curated record